Messenger RNA from Dipodomys ordii (Ord's kangaroo rat), 4852 nucleotides. RefSeq names its product activating transcription factor 7 interacting protein (gene Atf7ip). Gene Ontology annotation, biological process: regulation of DNA-templated transcription. Bases 70 to 4209 code for a protein of 1379 amino acids. The record is from RefSeq and is a predicted model, not a curated record. Gene Ontology annotation, molecular function: transcription coregulator activity; protein binding. Lineage: Eukaryota; Metazoa; Chordata; Mammalia; Rodentia; Heteromyidae. Gene Ontology annotation, cellular component: nucleus; transcription regulator complex. The transcript is spliced from 15 exons.
CAGACUCAUUGAUGUAGCAAAGCAUGCUUUCAUGGACUGUCCACGCUGGACUCGUUUCUCAGUUUCGAGAUGGAUUGUAUAGAAGAACCUCAGAAAAAAAUCUUCAAGGCUCGGAAAACAAUGAGAGUGAGCGACCGGCACCAGCUGGAGGCGGUAUACAGGGUGAGGGGCGAGUUGUUGAAGACUGAUGCCAAGCUCGUCAACGGCAACCACGAGAACGGAGACCUGGACCCGUGCUCCCCGCUGGAAGGCGCAGACUACAUGAAAGAAGAUGAGGACAUGAACGGCAUUGAUGGGGUUUGCUUUGACCCUGAAGACAGUAAGACAGAGUGGGAGGAAGCGCCCGGCAGCCUCACUGUGAAAGUAAAAACUAAGCAGGGUGACACCGCAAAUGGUGAGCCUUUAUCUUCCGACUGUGUCACUUCAGAGGCAGCUCCUGAGCUGAACCCUGGGCCGGCCUCUGGCGAGCCGGCCUCUGGCGAGCCGGCCUCUAGUGAGCCGGCCUCUGGUGAGCCGGCCUCUAGUGAGCCGGCCUCUGGUGAUCAGGCUUCUAGUGAUCUGGCCUCUGAUGAUCAGGCCUCUGAUGAUCAGGCCUCCGGUGAUCAGGCCUCCGGUGAUCAGGCCUCCGGUGAUCCGGCCUCCAGUGAGCCGGCCUCCAGUGAGCUGGCCUCCAGUGAGCUGGCCUCCAGUGAGCCGGCCUCCAGUGAGCCGGCCUCCAGUGAGCCGGCCUCCAGUGAGUUGGCCUCCAGUGAGCUGGCCUCUAAUGAGCCGGCCUCUAAUGAGCCGGCCUCUACUGAGCUGGCCUCCAGUGAGCCGGCCACUGGAAAGGCCGCCUCUGGAGUUGUGGCCCCUGGUCAUUCUGAAGGUGUUGAUUCCAAUCCUGGUGAUGUCCCCUGUGCCGGUGCCCCACCCCACAGCCCCGCAUCUGUGGACCACACCACACCCCGUGACCCUACUUGUGAAGAAGCCGCCACCGGUGACCUCGCCGCUGGCGACUCCACUGCUAGUGAGCUUUUUUCGGACAAGCCGGUUUCUGCUGAAGAGGCCUCUGCCGAAGCAGCCCCUGGUGCCACCGGUGCCGCUGCUCCCGGGGGCCUGCCCGCUGCUGGCCUGUCUUCCGGUGAUGACCUCCCCGCCGGUGAUCCUGGCUGCAGCGCACGGGACUCGGAUGACCCGGCCUCCUCCAAGCUGGCUCCGGCCCAGCCAGCCUCUGGUGAACCUGCCGCUGGGGCACUGACUGGCGAGUCAACCCCUGAGCCCGCCUUGAAACCUACUUCCGGAUCCGGUGGUGAGCCAGUGCCUGAAACUGACCAUCCGGAGCAGAGCAGCAGUAGAGACGGUGCGUCCCUGGUGAGCAGCGAGGACGGUGGCAGCGCUGACCGGAGCCCGCGCGGGGAUGCCCUCGAGGAAGAGAGCAGCGCCGAGACCAGUGCUGCCAGUCCGAAGGAAGGGCGAGAAACAGACGGUGCGACGGCGUGUUCAGAUCUACCUCCCGAAAACGAGCAGAAAGCCAGUGAAGACCCUGCCGCCGCCGCUGAGGGGGACGAGGGGGACGAGGCCAUCUCCAGCAGCGUGCAGAUGGACGGAGCGGACAAGGAUGAGGACGAGGAGGAGAGUGCCGCCCGCCUCCUCCAGGCCGCCAGGGACGAGACCGCCGCCAGAGACAGCGGCGAGGAGAGUUUAGAACACACGGACUCCAUGGAGACAGACGAGAUCAUUCCCAUUUUGGAAAAACUGGCACCUUCCGAAGACGAGCUCACUUGCUUCUCCAAGAGUUCCCUCCUUCCAAUGGAAGAGGCAAGUCUAGAUCUGGAAGAGAAAAUGGAAGGCUCUUUUGGCUCACCUUCGAAGCAAGAGAGCAAUGAGAGUUUGCCGAAGGAAGCCUUCCUGGUCCUCUCGGAUGAGGAGGACAUCUCGUGUGAGAAGGACGAGUCCGAGGCCAUGCCCCAGCUCCCCGCGUGCUCCCCAGCAGAAGUAGAAACAACUGAGAAGGACAGCAAACCUGAGGAGGAAGAGCCAGUCAUAGAGGAAGAGGAGGAGAGGCCUUCUGAGAAAAGUGAGUGUUCAAGAAGAAAACGUUCUAAAUCAGAGGACAUAGACAAUGUACAGUCCAAACGUCGAAGGUACUUAGAGGACGAAUACGAGGCAGAGCUUCAAGUAAAGAUUACUGCCAAAGGAGACAUUCAUCAAAAGCUUCAAAAGGUUGUGCAGUGGUUACUGGAAGAAAAGUUGUGUGCGCUGCAGUGUGCUGUGUUUGACAAGACUCUGGCGGAGCUGAAAACGCGAGUGGAGAAGAUCGAGUGUAACAAAAGGCACAAGACCGUCCUUACCGAGCUGCAGGCCAAGGUAGCCAGGUUAACCAAACGCUUUGGAGCAGCCAAAGAAGACCUUAAGAAAAGACAAGAGAGCCCACCAAACCCACCCGUGUCCCCAGGAAAGCCCGUGAAUGACAUCAACAGCAAUAACAACAUGGUGUACAGAACUGCAGGCACAGUGAGGCAGAUGCUGGAGUCCAAAAGAAAUGUAAGCGAGAAUGCGCCGCCAUCGUUCCAGACCCCUGUGAACACAGUGUCCUCAUCCAGUCUGGUUGCCCCGGCGGCAGUGGUCAGUAGCCAGCCCAAGCUGCCCACGCCGGCCACCUCGGGCUCACUCACGGCCGCGCCGCUUGUCCCCGCACCCAGCACGGCCACUGUGGUGGCCACUUCUCAGGUGCCCAGUGGCAACCCGCAGCCCACCAUCUCCCUCCAGUCCUUGCCGGUGAUCCUGCACGUGCCGGUGGCCGUGCCCUCCCAGCCUCAGCUCCUCCAGAGCCACCCGGGCACAAUCGUGACCAACCAGCCGUCGGGCAGUGUGGAGUUCAUCUCCGUGCAGAGCCCACCCGCCGUGAGCGGGUUGACCAAAAACCCUGUCUCCCUGCCGCCCCUGCCCAACCCCGCCAAGCCGGGCGGCGCCCCUCCCGUGCCCAGCCCCGGCAUGCAGAGGAGCGCCACGCUGGCUGUGCAGGCUGUGCCCACGGCCCACUCCAUCGUCCAGGCCACCCGCACGUCCCUGCCUCCUGUGGGCCCAUCGGGCCUCUACAGCUCCUCCAGCCCCCGGGGCCCCAUCCAGAUGAAGAUCCCCAUCUCUGCCUUCAGCACCUCGUCCCCUGCUGAGCACAGCAGCCCUGCCGCGCCCAGACCCGAAAACCAGGCAAACAAAACAGUAGAUGCUGCUAUUAAUAAGAAAGCGGCCGAUAGCACGUCACAGAGUGGGAAGGCCCCUGGCAGCGACUCGGGCGGAGUCAUCGAUCUCACGAUGGAUGAGGAGGAGGGCGCGGGCGCGGCUUCCCAAGACCACAAGAAGCUGCACCACACGCCCGUCCCGGCCAUGACGUCACCCCAGCCCCUGCCUCGCCCCCUGCAGCCCAUCCAGCCUGCGCCACCACCGCCGCCACCGCCAUCUGGGGUGCCCACGAGUGGCCCGUCCCAAACCACCAUCCACCUGCUGCCUCCAGCUCCAACCACCGUGAAUGUAACGCAUCGUCCCGUAACUCAGGUGACCACGAGACUCCCCGUCCCCCGGGCUCCGGCCAACCAUCAGGUAGUCUACACGGCCCUGCCCGCACCGCCCGCCCAGGCGCCUCUGCGGGGAGCAGCUGUGCCCGCGCCCGCCGUGCGUCAGCUCAACCCCCCAAACAGUGUUACAGUUCGAGUGCCUCAAGCAACCACCUAUGUGGUGAACAACGGACUCACACUGGGCUCGGCCGGACCUCAGCUCACAGUGCACCACCGCCCUCCGCAAGUGCACACGGAGGCUCCCCGACCCGUGCACCCUGCGCCCCUGCCCGAGGCCCCCCAGCCGCAGCGCCUGCCCCCCGAGGCCGCGGGCACGUCCCUGCCACAGAAGCCGCACCUGAAGCUGGCGCGCGUGCAGAGCCAGAACGGCAUUGUGCUGUCGUGGAGCGUGCUGGAGGUGGACCGCGCAUGCGCCGCCGUGGACAGCUACCACCUGUACGCCUACCACGAGGAGCCCAGUGCCACGGCGCCCUCGCAGUGGAAGAAGAUCGGCGAGGUGAAGGCCCUCCCGCUGCCCAUGGCCUGCACCCUCACGCAGUUCGUGUCCGGCAGCAAGUACUACUUUGCCGUGCGGGCCAAGGAUGUGUUUGGCCGCUUCGGGCCCUUCUGCGACCCCCAGUCCACGGACGUGAUCGCGUCCACGCAGAACAGCUAAGCCCGGGGCCCGCCCGCCCCGGGCGCCACCCUUCCGUCUGUGCACACCACGCGCGCAUGCGGGACCGCUCCGGACACCGCCGCCUGCACGCACACUCAUGUGCGCACACUACACGGUGCACGGCCCGUGCGCAGUGCACGCGGCCCCAACGACAAGGCAUGGGUCAGGGUGCGACGUGUAAAUACGCACCUCGCGGAAGCGCGGGUGCUGGUGUGGGGUUUGGGGUUGUUUUUGGUUUUUGUUUUUUUUUUCCUAUUUCUGUGUCUGUUGCCAUCUUCACCCUCCGGUCCCCUCCUCUUCAGCUGGAAGGAAGGAGAGGAUGGGCUGGGGUGCGUGGCGCACCUUCUGCCCCCCCAGAUGCCCGCGUGAGCAAGUUCACACACGUGACGAAUCCCAAAGAAAUAGACAGCACCGCGACUGGCUCCACGUAGCUUCCCUUCCACGCAGAAGACCCUUCCACGCAUCUUCAUCUCCUCUCCUGCGUGGCCGCGCCGCCACUCCUUCCUGAUUUGGCUCCACAUUUGUUUUGUGCCUUAAAAGUUAACUCCAGAAAGAAACACGCCCGCCCCGGGGGCUCCGUGCAUCUCCUCCACCCGUCAGUGCACACACGUACCUGGCCUGUGUGUGCAUGCAUGUGUGUCCG